GGCUUGGGGGGGGUCUGAGGGAGGUCGGAGGCCCCUUCCCCUAGUCUGCAGAAACUCCUUCCAGAGGCAUCUGUGUAUCCCCGAGCCUGGAACCCUGGGCUGGCGGGUGGCGUGGCCAAGGCUGGAGUAGGAGGAGGCAGCUGUCCAAAGGCCUGCGUGACCAUGGACCCUGGAGCUAGAUUUGGGUUCAGCUUCUGAUGUUGCCACUUACUGGCUGUGUAAUUUGGGGCAAGUCGCUUAACUUCUUUGAACGUCGGUUUCUUCAUUUGUAAAACGAAAAGGAAGCAGGAAGAGCAGGCAGGAGAGAGGCAAGAAUCCCUUCAGGAACCUGCUUUGUGUUGGAUCCACAAGUUAGAAUGCCUUAUGUUUGUAGAAUUGUUUUCUGUAAAUCAAACCGGUCUAAUUUCACAGUUCAAGUUGUUAAAGGGGGAUUGCUCUCUUGUGGCACGUAAGGAAACACUCUGGACAGAUGAAUAAUAAUGGACAUGGAUUGCAUGCUUACUGUGUACCAAAAACGACUGAGAUUUAACAUGCAUCACCUCAUUCAAUCCUUACAGCAACCUUAUGAGGUAGAUGCUGUUAUCAUCUCUGUGUGGCAGUGUGACACCGAGGUAGCAGAGCUGGGCCUGGAAUUCAACCCUGAGGGCUCCCUGCAGCCCAGGAGUGAGCGACAUCGCUGUGGGAAGCCAGAUGAUACGCCUGGGAUGGUGGAGACCAAGGACCUGGCGCAGCUGCGGCAGCUCAACCUGGAGCUUCUGAGGCAGCUGUGGGUUAGACAGGAUGCCAUGCGGCGGUCGGUGGCCAAGGCGGCCUUAGAGUCAAGCCUGGACUUCAGCAGCAGACAUGACUCAGAGAUGCCAUCGUCCCAAAAGACAUCCCCAGUGGUCCCGAGAGCCUCCAGCCCUCAGGAUGCCAACCAAGGUGAUUCCUGCGAUACGUCCUCUCCUGGCGGGGCCAGCUCAGGGUCAAUCUCUCUCCCACCUGCCAAGUGCCAAUACCAGGAGUCCCUGAGCCGACAGAGGCCCUGCUUGCCACCGUUGCUGUCCACCUCAGACUCAAGUGACCCAGAGCGACCCGCAGAGCUGGAGGCACACGCCCCAAGGUUCAUCCUGGAUCAACAAAGCAAACCAUCCAAGAUGGGAAUACCAAGGCAUAGAGGACACACUUAUUCACAGUCACACCUAGAGAUGAGCGGGGGCCAUAUGCUCUAUAUUUCAGCUCCGGAGCCCUCAGCCAAGCCCUGGGGUCCAUGUCAGUGUCCAAGUGUGACCUUCGACAAGGAGUCCCCAGUGCCUGAGAGGAGCUGGCGCUUCAGACCCUACCUGGGCUAUGACUGGAUUGCAGAGUCUCUGGACAACAGCUCGCCCAUCAGCAGCAAGCCUGAGGCCUUCUUCUUGCAGCUGCAGGAGUUCCGGGAAGCCAACAAGGAGGACUGCAUUCACAGUGAGCCCGGACCCCAGUGGCCAGACCCGCGGGAGAGCGACGGCGCCCAGAAAGACCACGAGUGUGUGUACUGUUACCGUGUCAACCGGCGCCUGUUUCUGGUGCCUUCGGAUCCCGGCACCCCCUGCCGCCUGUGCAGGACACCACGGGACCAGCAGGGCCCUGAGACCCUGGCAGAGCCAGCGCAGGUCAGGGUGAGCGUCCCACUGUCCAUCCUGGACCCCCCGCACCGCCACCGCAUCCACCGGCGGAAGAGCUUUGACGCCUCCGACACGCUGGCCCUGCCCCGGCACUGUCUGCUGGGCUGGGACAUUCUCCCUCCAAAAUCCGAGAAAAGCUCAGCCCCCAAGAGCCUGGACCUCUGGUCCUGUGUCACCUCUGAGGCCCAGCCCCGGAAGCACUCAGCCGACCUCUCCCACACGGCCCUGCCAAUGCGGGUCCCGCCCCCAAUCUGCUCAGAACCCCCGGUGCCCCCGGCUGAAGCCCGAGGAUCGGCCACGUGGAGGAAGACAGUGCCCCUGCCAUCCCCUCUGGCCUUCCCCUCUGGGGUGCCCACGAGAGAGGACCCCUGCUCAGAACCCCCGGUGCCCCCGGCUGAAGCCCGAGGAUUGGCCACGUGGAGGAAGACAGUGCCCCUGCCAUCCCCUCUGGCCUUCCCCUCUGGGGUGCCCACGAGAGAGGACCCCUGCCUGGCCUCCGCUGGGGGUGGACUCAGGCCCCACCCUCCUAGGUCGGGCAGGUGGGUAGGCCCAGGCCUAUCUCCUUCCUGGGUUCAGGAGGGGGUUCUCGGGGGUGGGAGGUAAAGGCAUUCUGGGAUGUGUUUGGAAAUAAAGCUCAGCUCUCUGAGCCCCAGAUUCCCACGUGUGCGGGGUCUGUCCUGCUGAUGUUCUCAGUGCCCAGGGGGUGCCCUGGCCUCGGCCUGCCCGCCCCUCACCUGGGGAGACACUUCUGACAGCUGUGCUGAGCGGGCGGAGCCAGUGCCCGAGCGCGGCUCUUUGCGCGGCUCCAACUCUGGGUAGGUGGCCUUCCAGGUGGGGU
Molecule: messenger RNA, 2481 nt
Organism: Molossus molossus (Pallas's mastiff bat)
Lineage: Eukaryota; Metazoa; Chordata; Mammalia; Chiroptera; Molossidae
Gene: MIIP
Product: migration and invasion inhibitory protein
Exons: 11
Coding region: 480-2246 (588 amino acids)
Biological process (GO): negative regulation of G2/M transition of mitotic cell cycle; negative regulation of cell migration
Source: RefSeq, a predicted model, not a curated record